Mizuhopecten yessoensis (Yesso scallop) is the source of this 1388-nucleotide messenger RNA. RefSeq lists its product as uncharacterized. The coding region runs from base 221 to 709 and encodes 162 amino acids. The record is from RefSeq and is a predicted model, not a curated record. The transcript has a single exon. Lineage: Eukaryota; Metazoa; Mollusca; Bivalvia; Pectinida; Pectinidae.
UGUAUAUAACAGGCGAUGUUAGCGAUCACACAACACACUCGACAGAGCCUCAAUACUUGGUGGUGUACACUUAUCCGCCGUAUAGUAUAGUGUUAUGAAAUAGCAACAACUGUCUACAAUACAAUUAUCUCCUGCCAUUGGAUUACGAAUAUCAUUUGUAAAUAUAUAUACUGAAGAAACAUAGUUGGACUUUCAGUUGGCCUAAAGCAAGACUCACACGAUGAAAAUGUUGCUGUCUGUGCCUAGGACCGGACAAACCACGUGUGGAUGUGGAUCUCUGGUUAACGUGAAUGUCAACAAGAAAGAGGGACUUGAAGUAAAAUCAGGUCAGUUAUACAUGCUCCAAGAGCAAAAUAACAAAAUGAGAAAACUGCCAGUGUUUGUACGUGUCUACAGAAACAGAUUUGAGCAUUAUGCAGUUAUCUACAGAAACCAAACAUUUACCAACAAUUCCAUCUAUAUCAGCUUAAAGAACUGUGCAGUGCGCCGAUGUGACACGAAAGACAACGGUAUUGUUGUUAUUCCUGAUAACAUGGAGGGAACAAAAAUGACAUUUCAGACCAAAGAAUCUCAAGAAAUGGAAGACUGGAUUUCAGCAUUCCAUUCCAUCAGAACACAUCAUCCACGAAAAUCCACCGUUCACCAAAUUAUGUCUCCUGUCAUUCCACGGACGCCUUUAAUGCCAUGUCUACAGGAGGAAGAGGAGUGACAAAUCUAUUGAACUGUUUUAUAAGAUGGACAUAUGUCUCAAUCGGUGCAGAUUAUUGUAAUGUGUUGUGCAGAAAUGACAAUUAAGCCAAUUCCCAGGACAAAAUAGGAAUAGAUUAGCCAGCAUUUGAUUGACAAAUUAUAAUGACGAUGUCACCAAAAGGAGUAAAACUCUGCUAAAUUUUUAAAGUUGACAUUUUGUGUAAAGAAAAUAAGGAUUCAACAGUGAAAAAGAAAACUGGAAAAUGCAUAUCCUGUUUUGAAAUUUUGAUAUUUUAAAUCCGGUUUAAGAACGUAGGCAUUUCUUGUUCUGCUUUGUUGUGUUAAUGAAAUCGGACAUUUAAAUGUUGAAGAUUAUUUAUUUUAAUUUUAAGACAUUCCAGAUGUUUUACAAAAGUGAAAGACGUUAAACAUAAUUGAGCAGGAAAGCUGUGAUGGAUAUUUAUUACCGCUACAUGUGAUAGAUGUUAUCAGUUAUUGUCGUGUUGUUGUAAGAUAUGUAUGUUUACUAAAACAGAGUGAGAAUGAAAGGUAAACGAUUGUGUGGCUGUGUAUCGCGUGCUACUGAAAGAAUGUUUGCUGGUUGUAAUUAAAUUUAAGUCGGUGAUACUAUUCCGGUAGCAUUGAAUGAUAUCAUCAUUUGGUUACUAUUGUUAAUAAAUUUAAAACACUGAAAAGAA